UUUUUCAUAGCAAAGAUGGCAGAGGGAGACAAGAAGGUGGCCAAGAAGGCUCACUGCAGCCGGAACCCUGUCCUGGCCAGGGGCAUCGGUCGCUACUCUCGCUCCGCCAUGUAUGCCCGCAGGGCCAUGUACAAGAGAAAGACCAAGACCACUGAGACCAAGAUUGAGAAGAAGCUGAAGGUCAAGACCCCAUCCACCAUCACCAAGACUGUUGGCGGUGACAAGAAUGGAGGCACUCGUGUUGUAAAGAUGCGCAAAAUGCCCCGUUACUACCCCACAGAGGAUGUGGCCCGUAAACUGAAGAACCAUGGUAAGAAGCCCUUCAGCCAGCAUAAGAGGAACCUGCGUGCCACCAUCACCCCAGGAACCGUGCUUGUACUGCUCACUGGACGCCACCGCGGAAAGCGUGUUGUGUUCCUGAAGCAGCUCUCCAGUGGUCUCCUGCUUGUAACUGGUCCCCUGGCCCUGAACCGUGUCCCCCUGCGCAGGGCACACCAAAAGUUUGUCAUCGCCACUGCAACCAAGGUUGACAUCUCUGGCAUGAAGAUCCCCAAGACUCUGUCAGACGCCUACUUCAAGAAGAAGAGGCUGAGGAGACCCCGUCACCAGGAGGGAGAGAUUUUUGACACAGAGAAAGAGAAGUACCAGUUGACAGAGCAGAGGAAGGAGGACCAGAAGACUGUAGACUCUCAGCUGCUACCCCUCAUUAAGAAGGUUCCCCAGCUGAAGGGCUACCUGCGCUCCUCUUUCUGCCUCUCCAACGGUGUCUUCCCUCACAAACUGGUUUUCUAAAUGUUGUAAUAAAGAGUACCACCAGUCCUAUCCCACCUUCUGGCUGUAUGUGUUGAAGUUGACAUUUUCAAUCAAUAGCCCAUCAAUACAAUCUUUUGGUGUCCUGUUAGACUCCCAGCAGCACCCUUGUAAUUCAAAACUCAAUGGGGAUGUGGCAGGCCAUGGCAUUCAGGGAGCGUCAGGUGUUUGGUUGCUGCCAUUGAAGUCUAUUGUCUACCAAAUCAGUUUCCAGUUGGCUUUCAUUCACCCCUACAAUAGAAUGUCUUCACUGGUAUAGAUUGAAGAGCUUUGUCAAUUGACAUUAAAGUAUUCAUGUUUAAACUGACUACAUUAACCUCCCAUACAAGGAUGCUGGAACAGGUACAUGCAAAACCAUAACUCUUUCCAUCUUGCCUUUGUAUAGUUUAACUUGGGCCAUACGAGUUACGGACCUUGUUUCUUAGGUCUGGAUACUACCAGUCGCUGGCUGCUCUAAAUUAAAUUAACACAUGCCCUCGAUAAAUGUUUGUUCGAAUUACUGUACAAAAGAGUAUUAGGAUUCUAAAUAAACUUCCUAAAUCGGU
This is a messenger RNA of Oncorhynchus kisutch (coho salmon), 1355 nucleotides long. Its product is annotated as 60S ribosomal protein L6. Gene Ontology annotation, cellular component: ribosome; cytosolic large ribosomal subunit. Gene Ontology annotation, biological process: ribosomal large subunit assembly; cytoplasmic translation. The record is from RefSeq and is a predicted model, not a curated record. Lineage: Eukaryota; Metazoa; Chordata; Actinopteri; Salmoniformes; Salmonidae. Bases 16 to 792 code for a protein of 258 amino acids. Gene Ontology annotation, molecular function: structural constituent of ribosome; RNA binding. The transcript has 7 exons.